GCUGGCGUCGUCGUCGUGGAGGUUAAAAUUGUUUAACAAUUGAUAUAGUGCAAUUAAACACAAUUUGACGAUAUUUGCGUACCUCCGCUGUAGAACAGAGUGGCCGUUGUGGACGCGCGCGAUGAGUUUGUCAAAAUAAUUCGGCUAAAAGUGUCAAUUUGACAUGUUAUAUGUCAUGGUCUUCCCAUCCGAUACCAGGUAGCCCCGUGACUAUCGAUACCACACAUACUCGAUUGGUGGAAACAACAAUUUAAAAUUCGUUUUUCGUUUCCAACACACAAUGAAAACCGAACAGUCAAGUAGGCUGCAAGGAGUGCCAAGAUUUUGGGCCAAAGUAUGCCCCAGCAUUUGUGUCCUAUCAGAAGGCUGUGCAUUCAGCUAAAAAAGUUAGUUUUAACCAAAAGCCCGAGCUGUGAGCAGCACAAAUAUUUUUGUUAAUCGCCAACAACAAAAUUCGGAUCAAAUAUACUAAUUUUUUUCACAAGUAGAUCGCAAAAAUAUUAAAAUUUGAGUUGAAUUCGGGCAACUCAAAUUUUCAGGGUUUUUUUUCUUUUUUUUCUGUUGAGGUUUGAGAAUGAUUUCGCCAGAUCAUGAGGAGGUGAACCUGGUGCUGGAUCACCAGGUGCGUAGGAACAUCCAAAACAUGUACCAGUCGAACAUGUUGGAUGGCCAGGUGGCAGCCGAACGCGAACGCUUCGUGUCCGACUCGAGUGUGGACCAUGACCAGGAGUCGAUGAAUGCAUUGGACACCCUCUCCGCCGAUGGCAUUGUGGAGGAGGAUCCCGAACGCAGCUCCGACCAGUUGAUGGUGGACAACAGUGAGCUGCAGAACUACCACGAGAUGAUAAUGGAAUCCGAUCACGAGCACAUCGACUUCAACGGGUCGCUGCGCAAGCGUCGCGGCAACCUGCCAAAGCACUCGGUGAAGAUUCUGAAGCGCUGGCUCUACGAGCACCGCUACAAUGCCUAUCCCAGCGACGCCGAGAAGUUUACGCUGGCCCAGGAAGCCAAUCUGACGGUGCUGCAGGUGUGCAACUGGUUCAUCAAUGCGCGCCGCCGCAUCCUGCCCGAGAUGAUACGCCGCGAGGGCAACGAUCCGCUGCACUUUACCAUUUCGCGGCGUGGCAAGAAGAUCAGCCCCAACUCAUCCGGCAGCGGCAUGGGCAUGCUCCAGUUGGGAGCAGCCAAUCAGAUCUCUGAGGCAGGCAGUCCUAUCUCCGAAGUGUUUGUAGGCGCCACCGAGGAAGUGGAUGGUGCGGGCGAGGCCCAUCAGGGAAUCGCCAAUGUGCUGACCAACUUCGACCAGUACGUGCGGACACCGAACGGGCAGGUGGUGAAAAUGGAACCGGAAUACGACGAAAGCGUCAUCUACAGCUGGCAGCAGGCCGUUGCAAACAACCCCAUGGGCUUCCAGAGUCUCCACUCAUCGCUGCAAGCAACCAUUAUAGAUAAGAUCCAGGCCUUUCAGAUGCGCAAAGCGACUGCGCUGGCCGCCAGCAGCAACGGUGCCCUAAAGCCAUUCAGCAGCACAUUUCGGCAGAUGCCGCCAGAGUUCGAGGAGGAGAAAAAGCCGGGUCCAAUUAAGCGCGGACGCAAGCGUGCGUCGGCGGCUGAGUCCGAGCAGGAAGCAGGCAAAGAAAUUGUUCAGAAACGAAAGGAAGCGAAGCCUGGGAAGUCGGCAAAGAGAGGCAAAGGGAUGGGCCCUAGAUCCGAGGGCGAGGAGAGCGCUCAGGGCUACGAGUCAUGCGAACCGAACAGCGAGGGUGAAGUCCGCUUCGAGACCUCCGACGACUGGCAGUCCGUGAUGAAAACCGUCUUCACCACGGAGGAGGUCGCCACAAGCAGCGCCGCAGCCACAGCCAAUGCCCCAGAGGCUGCCAACAGCAAGCCCGUGAUUUCCAUAAAUACAAUCUCCAAGCGUGAGCCCAAGCCAAAGGUGGUGGUGACUAGGAACGAUCUACGGCAUCCAAUCGUUGCCGAGUCAGCAACAGUGACAAGCAGCUCCAAGCAGCUGGAGCAGUCCCCAGAGGAGGUUGACAACAGUCAGAGCCAGUCGACACCGCCACCACAGAAUCUAAGUCGAGAGCAGCGGGACAAGUACAAGUGUCUCUAUUAUUUGGUGGAGACUGCCAUGGCAGUGCGUCACAACGAUCCCGGACAGGAGGAGGGUUUUGCUUAUCUGCGCAAUUAAAGCCCCACACCACAAACACGCCACAAAAACACAAAAGAAGAACAUCCCGAAGAGUGUGCUGUACAUACACAUUAUUUAAUUAUUUGUUAAUAUUCUGAUUUAAUGCAAAUUGGCAAAGCUAAUUACUGGAGCAGAGCUAGCGAAAUGGAAUAGGAUACACACACAAAUGGUACAAAUCGUUAGAUCAAUUUUAAAUCGCAUCGCAAAUUGCGUAUUUCAAUCAAGAAAAGGAGACCCAUUCGCGGGAAGCAUUGAACCAACCAAUUACUUGGUUAACUACUAUGAUUAUGUGUAAUAUGAAUAUCUGUUUACUAUUAUGUAUAAUUAUGUAUAUGUCAGUUAUUAAUCAUUUCCAAAUAUAACCAAAACCACACCAGCA
Molecule: messenger RNA, 2570 nt
Organism: Drosophila subobscura
Lineage: Eukaryota; Metazoa; Arthropoda; Insecta; Diptera; Drosophilidae
Exons: 7
Coding region: 575-2191 (538 amino acids)
Biological process (GO): regulation of transcription by RNA polymerase II
Molecular function (GO): RNA polymerase II cis-regulatory region sequence-specific DNA binding; DNA-binding transcription factor activity, RNA polymerase II-specific
Source: RefSeq, a predicted model, not a curated record